CGACGUUCGUCCGUCGGCGUUCUCAGUUGAUAGAACGGCGUCGGUCGAAACGGGUGUGCUCUCGCAAACUACCGUGCGCUUCCAUAAGCAAAGCACACACAAGUUGUUAUAGGAGGACCGUUUAAGCACGCACUAGUGUACACAUUUCGCCAUCGGUCAGCUGUUUUCCAUCGGUCCGUCGGAUAGUUCGCGGGGCGCGCUUUUCCGGAAACGGUCUCGGUAGGAUUCCGCCGAAAUCCGAAAUCUUGUUUGCCUGCCAGUAGUAGUAAGGUAGUGGAUAUGGGAAUGUGAAUCUACAGAUAUACGGAUAUACUGGGCCGUCGUCCCAUUGGGAUAUGAAGAAUUGCUGUUUCGUCACGAAGAUUUAGUGCUAAACUGCGGAUGACGGGUUUAUAUGGCUUUGGAGUAUGAAACGAAUGGCAAACGGAUGGCCUGUGGUGAUUUUGCAGAGAUGUGACGAUAUGGUUUCGGUUUCGUACAGUGCGACGGUUGUUUCCCAAAGAUUAAUUGUGUCAUUUGAGUGAAACGUGUCAUACACUGAACUUCGACUUCAGUUGUUUAGAGGAAACAUCUAUCGGUUCGCGCAAUCAGUAUUUCAUCACGCAAAAACCAUGCUUGGCAAGUGUCUUCCACCAUACUGGCGGCGCGACAUACACUUUCGAUGAAACUACAAACAGAAUCUGUGUAAAUCCUUUACGAAUCAAAACCUCACAAGUGUAGCAAGCAACAAGUGUGUUGUGUUCAUACAGUGGUGAGGCCGGCGGUGGCGCCAACCAAAUUGCAAUUCUUGGCGGCAAACCAUCGGUCAUCGAAAUCGUAGAGCAGCACCCCGUCAUGAUGCCGUCGUCGUCGUCGUCUGGCUACGUAGCCAGUCUGAAUGCGUUGGACAUGUUCGACAAGUCGGGAACGCCUCCGUUCCCAUCAGUUGCCGCCACAACGUCAUCGUUGUCGUCGGUCCCAUCCUCUCCGCCACGGUUGGCAGUGCCCUCCAUCAUGGGUUUUCCGUUUGACGCACUCAAUGUAAGCUCGUCCUCCGUUGCAAUCGCGUCACCCAGCCAGACACCCACGCUGGUUACGACUAGCAGUACGGUUGGUACUUCCGUCGGGACCGAAGAUUUUGUCGUGCUUCCAGGGCCGGAGGACGUCCUGUUGUUCAACAGCUCCAAUGGUCUGUACCAGCAGUCGGUGACGCUAACCGCCCGGAUGUAUCCGAUUGAGGCCACCGCGGCAAAGUCAAUCUGGGGCCUACCGACGCUGAUCUGGGGUAUCCUGAUCGGGACCAUUGUGAUACUGAUCGUCAUCCUAGCGACACUGUUCUUCUGCUGUUGGCUACAACCACGGACGCGGAAACUACUCAGCUCGAGCUACUACACCGGAAGCAGCGUAUCGCACAACUCGAUCGUGCCCAAAUCUCAAACCAGUGAUUCGAACCAGCUAGUAAUGCCCUUGUCCAUCGGGAUAUGCCCACCACAGUAUAGUGCACCUCCUCCCCCGACGAGCAACAGCGGCAGUAGCAACAGCAAUCAACACCAGCAAAACUGCACGGCAGUAACAUCAACCGGUAUACCAUGUCAUCCUGCUGGAGGCAGUGCCGGUAACACCGCCGGACAUCAUGGCAAAUACGGCAGUUCACCACAGCAGUAUUCGCAUGCGUAUCAUCAACAACAACAGCAGCAGCAACAACAGUAUCAGCAUCAUCAUCAGUGCAUCCAUCAUCAGCAACAGCAGCAGCAACAACAACAACAACAGUAUCAUGCCCAUUAUGCCCAAUUGCAGCAUCAACAGAGUAGUCAAUACGCCCAUCAGCAGCAAACUCUUCAACAAUAUUACAAUCAGCAGCAGCAACAACAUCAACAACAGCAGCAGCAGCAACAACAACAACAGCACCAACAUCAGCAAAUAACACAAUACAUUCAUCCGACACAGCAGCAGGCCCUUCAACAGCAGCAACAGAGGGAACAUCAAAUCCAACAGCAUCACUUUCACCACCAGCAACAACAUCAUCACCAGCAGCAGCAGCAGCAGCAACAUCAGGGCCAAUUGGUGCACCACAAAUCCAUGUGGGCCAUUAAUCCACUCUAUGCCUCCAGUGGGGUGAUAAACGACAGUUCCACGGGUGGUGGCGGCGAUGGCACGGACGAGGACUGCGGCAGUACAUCCUACCGGACGCGGUCCCUACCGUCGUGGGGCAAAAACAAGCAACGGCCGCUUUCCAACGCGGACGACUUGGAAGAACUGUAUGCCAAGGUCAAUUUUAGCAAAAAGCGCCGCAAUCGAAUGCGCAACGACGAGGCGGCCAUCAUCGCGCUGUGCCGGUCGCGAUCUCAAAACCUCUCGGCACUGCCUAUGGCCGAUCAGGAUGCGGUCGUGGUCUACGACGAACGGACGGCGCUUUAGGUGAGCACUGCUGACGACAAAAAUCGAAUCUAGUCAUCUGACUUUUGAAAGAAAAUCUCAACUGACGGAAUACUUAAGUAUGUACCACAGCUGGACACUGGAAACAGGAAAAACGGUUCUUUUCUUUCGG
Molecule: messenger RNA, 2527 nt
Organism: Aedes albopictus (Asian tiger mosquito)
Lineage: Eukaryota; Metazoa; Arthropoda; Insecta; Diptera; Culicidae
Product: BMP-2-inducible protein kinase
Exons: 7
Coding region: 835-2397 (520 amino acids)
Biological process (GO): positive regulation of transcription by RNA polymerase II
Cellular component (GO): mediator complex
Molecular function (GO): transcription coactivator activity; transcription factor binding
Source: RefSeq, a predicted model, not a curated record